Messenger RNA from Andrographis paniculata, 1592 nucleotides. Its product is annotated as ADP,ATP carrier protein, mitochondrial. Gene Ontology annotation, molecular function: ATP:ADP antiporter activity. Gene Ontology annotation, biological process: mitochondrial ADP transmembrane transport; mitochondrial ATP transmembrane transport. Gene Ontology annotation, cellular component: mitochondrial inner membrane. The record is from RefSeq and is a predicted model, not a curated record. The transcript is spliced from 4 exons. Lineage: Eukaryota; Viridiplantae; Streptophyta; Magnoliopsida; Lamiales; Acanthaceae. The coding region runs from base 190 to 1344 and encodes 384 amino acids.
GAAAAGGAAAUAAAAAAAUUAUAAAAAAAAGGUCAGAGUAGGGCAACGACUAUAUAAAUAGCACUCCAACUUCGUCGAAGCAGCCUCUCGCAGUUUUCUCCCCCCACGAUUCGGCCAAUCUCUUGUUCUUCGGUCUCCCUCCAGAAUCUCGAGGCGAGUCCAGUGCAGGAAACAUUGUUUUAGUAUAGCAUGGCGGAUCAGCAAGAUUUCCCAACUAUUGCUCAGAAGGUUGCUAGCCAGCUGCAUCUUAGCUCUAGCCUCCCUCAGGGUAGCUUCCACAGGCCGUCAGUGUAUCAGAGGAGAUUUGCCUAUGGAAAUUACACAAAUGCAGCAUUACAGUAUCCAGGGACUUGCAAGGCUAGUCAAGAUCUUUCAUUGAUCUCUGCAAAUGCUUCUCCUGUGUUCGUCUCUGCUCCUACAGAGAAAGGCCUUGCUGGAUUUGCUAUUGACUUUCUUAUGGGUGGAGUUUCAGCUGCUGUGUCAAAAACAGCUGCUGCCCCCAUUGAGCGAGUCAAGCUUUUGAUCCAAAAUCAGGAUGAAAUGAUUAAAACUGGCAGGCUUUCUGAACCUUACAAGGGAAUUGGAGACUGCUUCGGGAGAACUAUUAAGGAGGAAGGGUUUGUCUCCUUGUGGAGAGGAAACACUGCCAAUGUCAUCCGCUACUUCCCCACUCAGGCCUUGAACUUUGCAUUCAAGGAUUACUUCAAGAGGCUCUUCAACUUCAAGAAAGACCGUGAUGGCUACUGGAAAUGGUUUGCAGGAAAUCUUGCAUCAGGUGGUGCUGCUGGUGCUUCCUCACUUCUAUUUGUCUACUCCUUGGAUUAUGCUCGUACCCGUCUCGCAAAUGAUGCCAAGGCUGCCAAAAAGGGCGGUGAGAGGCAAUUCAAUGGUCUCAUUGAUGUAUACAGAAAGACACUGAAAUCCGAUGGCAUUGCUGGACUCUACCGUGGGUUCAACAUCUCAUGCGUUGGUAUUAUUGUCUACCGUGGCUUGUACUUUGGAAUGUACGAUUCCUUGAAGCCUGUGGUCCUAACCGGAUCCUUGCAGGAUAGCUUCUUUGCUAGCUUUGCCCUCGGUUGGCUCAUCACCAACGGGGCCGGGCUCGCCUCGUACCCAAUUGACACAGUUCGUAGAAGAAUGAUGAUGACAUCUGGGGAAGCAGUGAAGUACAAGAGCUCGUUCGAUGCUUUUUCUCAAAUCCUGAAAAACGAGGGUGCUAAAUCUUUGUUCAAGGGUGCUGGUGCCAAUAUUCUUCGUGCCAUAGCAGGUGCUGGUGUGCUGGCCGGGUACGACAAGCUUCAGCUGAUUGUUUUCGGUAAGAAAUAUGGAUCUGGCGGGGCUUAAGUAAGUAAGCUUUGCCCCCCAUAUUAUUCUUGUUUUUAUCCUUCCCUUUCAUAGAUGGCGAUGAAAAAUCUCUAAUCAUUAGUUUUUGCGGAUUUUAUCGAAAGGCUAAAACCCUGAGGUUAAUCGGAAUGAUGAUGGUAAUAAUUUAAUUUGAGGGAUUGAAACUCAAACGAUGAUGUUAUUUUUCCCUUUAAGGGGAUAAUGUUUUUGUUGGUGAUAAGGUGAAAUUAUGAAUAUUAUUAUUGCUA